Gorilla gorilla gorilla (western lowland gorilla) is the source of this 1921-nucleotide messenger RNA. It is a transcript of the gene DMRTA1, whose product is annotated as DMRT like family A1. Gene Ontology annotation, cellular component: nucleus. The transcript is spliced from 2 exons. The coding region runs from base 266 to 1780 and encodes 504 amino acids. Gene Ontology annotation, biological process: sex differentiation; regulation of transcription by RNA polymerase II. Lineage: Eukaryota; Metazoa; Chordata; Mammalia; Primates; Hominidae. Gene Ontology annotation, molecular function: DNA-binding transcription factor activity, RNA polymerase II-specific; protein binding; RNA polymerase II cis-regulatory region sequence-specific DNA binding. The record is from RefSeq and is a predicted model, not a curated record.
UUGGCUGGAGGCACAAGGGCAUUAACUUAGCGCCCGGGGUCUCUGCCAGGCUCACGGGACAGCUGCACCUCUCAGCGUCUCCAGCUCCGGGACGCGGUCGUCCCAACUCCUUCCGAGUGGAAAGAGUGUAAAACUUUUGUCCGUGCGCGGGUGGGGCUCAGUAGGACCACGGCGCGUCCUGCCCCGGCUUCCCCAGCCUCCCAGCAGGGUUAGCUGCGGUCAGCGCACUUUCCACUUGGGACUCCCGGCCAGAAACUUCUCGGGAAUGGAGCGGUCACAGUGUGGCAGCAGAGACCGAGGCGUUAGCGGCCGACCCCACUUGGCCCCUGGGCUAGUGGUGGCUGCCCCUCCGCCCCCGUCCCCGGCGUUGCCGGUACCAUCGGGGAUGCAGGUUCCCCCAGCGUUCCUGCGGCCGCCCAGCCUCUUUCUGCGAGCAGCGGCCGCGGCCGCCGCCGCCGCUGCCGCCACCUCGGGAAGCGGAGGCUGCCCGCCGGCUCCCGGGCUGGAGAGGGGGGUAGGCGCGGUGGGCUGCGGCUACCCGAGGACGCCCAAGUGCGCCCGCUGUCGCAACCAUGGUGUGGUGUCAGCGCUCAAGGGCCACAAGCGCUUCUGCCGCUGGCGGGACUGCGCGUGUGCCAAGUGCACCCUGAUCGCCGAGCGCCAGCGCGUCAUGGCCGCCCAGGUGGCGCUGCGCAGGCAGCAGGCGCAGGAGGAGAGCGAAGCCCGGGGGCUACAGAGGCUCCUGUGCUCGGGGAUCUCCCGGCCCCCCGGUGGUCGGGCAUCCGGGGGCGGCGGCAGAGCCGAGAAUCCACAGUCCACGGGCGGCCCUGCGGCGGGGGCUGCGCUGGGACUGGGUGCCUUGAGACAGGCCAGUGGUUCCGCGACCCCCGCUUUCGAAGUUUUGCAGCAAGAUUACCCUGAGGAAAAACAAGAACAAAAAGAGAGUAAAUGUGAGUCAUGCCAGAAUGGACAAGAAGAACUGAUCUCCAAAUCCCAUCAACUUUACCUAGGAUCAUCUUCUAGGUCUAAUGGUGUCAUUGGGAAACAAAGUAUCGGGUCAUCUAUUUCAGAAUACUCCAACAAGCAUGAUAGCAUCCUGUCUCCUCAUCCUGGAGAGCAAUCAGGAGGUGAAGAGAGUCCCAGGUCCUUAUCAUCCUCUGAUCUGGAAUCAGGAAAUGAAAGUGAAUGGGUCAAAGACUUGACUGUGACCAAGGCAAGCCUUCCUACAGUGUCCUCAAGACCAAGAGAUCCUCUUGAUAUCCUUACUAAGAUAUUCCCAAAUUACAGGCGCAGCCGGCUAGAAGGCAUUCUACGGUUCUGCAAAGGGGAUGUAGUCCAAGCCAUUGAACAGGUUUUAAAUGGCAAAGAACACAAGACAGACAACAGGAACCUAGCAAACUCAGAAGAACUGGAAAACACAGCCUUUCAGAGAGCUUCAAGUUUUAGUCUUGCUGGAAUUGGUUUUGGAACUCUAGGUAAUAAAUCAGCUUUCUCUCCUCUUCAAACUACUUCUGCUUCUUAUGGAGGUGAUUCAAGUCUCUACGGCUUAAAUCCUAGAGUAGGUAUCAGUCCAUUAAGGCUGGCAUAUUCUUCUGCAGGAAGAGGGUUAUCUGGUUUUAUGUCACCCUACCUAACACCUGGGUUAGUACCCACCUUGCCUUUUCGGCCAGCUUUGGAUUAUGCCUUUUCAGGGAUGAUUAGAGAUUCUUCCUACCUUUCCAGUAAAGACUCAGUAACUUGUGGCAGACUGUACUUCAGACCAAAUCAGGACAAUCCGUAAUGUAUAUGCCCAUUCUCUCUUUCUGGAGUUUUUCCAGCAUACAAUACAUGCACGUGCACACACAUACACACACAUCCAUUAAUAUACUUCAGUAAGUAUGUGAGUGGAUUAUGAGGUCUUAAAAUGCUGGGGUUUUUUUUU